GUAUUUGAACCGAAAGGCUUGGACGUACAUUUUUGCGCAGCCUCCAUAUUGCGCUGAAAGGCUCUGGAACUUUAACCGAUGCACCGACUCAUUGCUGUGUUCCACGACUGAUUUAUUUGGUAUUAUUUGUUCCACCCUUGACCCAGAAAUAAGGGUACUUAAACCGUCUCACUCAUGCUUUGUUCUUGUUCAUCGACCUCGACAACGUUCUUCCACGCCAGCCUUUUCUUACAUUAGACAACCUGAUUACUUUGGACUAUUCACAAUGUGCGGCAUCUUUGGCUACUGCAACUUCUUGAAAGAAAAGGACCGUAAAGAGAUUUUGGAGAUUCUUUGCACCGGUCUAGCUCGUCAAGAGUACCGUGGUUAUGAUUCUGCAGGUCUCGGUAUCGAUGGCGACAAGCCAGGCGAAAUCGUUUUUUUCAAAGAGGUUGGCAAGGUGGCCGGCUUACGGCAGCGUAUCGCGGAAUCCAGCAUCGAUACCACCAAGACAGUAAUAUCCCAGGUCUCUAUUGCCCACACCCGUUGGGCAACACACGGUCCUCCCUCCGUUGUCAAUUGCCAUCCCCUUCGCUCCGAUGUGAACAACGAGUUCAUCGUCGUACACAACGGUAUCGUGACUAACGCUACAGCCCUUCGACAAGUCUUGCAGAAACGUGGCUUCAAGUUCGAGUCGGACACUGACACGGAGGCGGUCGCCAUUCUAACAAAAUACGUCUACGACUCGCGGCCUGACAAGCGCAUGACCUUCACAGCUCUUGUGAAGACCGUCUUGAAAGAGCUCGAGGGUUCUUUCGCCUUGGUCGUUAAAUCUAUCCACUUCCCCAAUGAGAUCGUGACUGCUCGUCGCGGUUCGCCUCUCUUGAUUGGUGUCAAGACUGAGAAGAAACUCAAAGUCGACUUCUUGGAUGUUGAGUUUGCUGGAGCGGAAGCCGACACCAAAGCCCCCGAAAGCCUUGUCGUUCCCACUUCCCCCACUUCUCGAUUGGCUCCACCGUCAAUGCCCAAGGUUUCUCGUCGCCGGUCACGCAACUUCAUGUCCGAGGAUGGCAUGCCCCAACCCAUCGAAUUCUUCAUUGCCUCUGACGCUGCCGCCAUUGUGGAGCACACCAAGCGCGUGCUCUACUUGGAAGACGAUGACAUUGCUCAUAUCAGUGAGGGUCAACUACACAUUCACCGUCUGCGCCGGGAUGAGUCUGGCAAGGCUGAAACACCUGCCAUUCGUAACAUCGAGACGCUCGAGAUUGAAAUUGCCGAGAUCAUGAAGGGCAAGUUCGAUCACUUCAUGCAGAAAGAGAUCUAUGAACAACCCGAAUCCGUCGUCAACACGAUGCGUGGACGCGUGAACUUCGAUGACUAUAAGAUCACGCUCGGUGGGCUGCGUGCCUAUCUGCACAUUAUGCGCCGUGGCCGCCGUAUUGUAUUUUGUGCUUGCGGAACGAGUUAUCACUCUGCGUUGGCAACUCGUGCGAUCUUCGAGGAGUUGACAGAAAUUCCUGUCAGUGUAGAACUUGCAUCCGACUUCCUGGACAGAAAAACUCCUAUUUUCCGUGAUGACAUCUGUGUCUUUGUCAGUCAGAGUGGAGAAACUGCUGAUACGAUCCUGGCAUUGCGGUACUGUUUGGAGCGUGGCGCACUUUGUGUUGGGGUCGUCAAUACUGUCGGUUCGACGAUCUCACGUGAAACACACUGUGGUAUUCACAUCAAUGCUGGCCCUGAGGUUGGCGUUGCGUCUACCAAGGCAUACACCUCCCAGUACAUUGCACUGAUGUUGAUGGCGCUGCAGCUAUCAGAGGAUAGGAUCUCCUUCACUGAACGCCGCAACCAGAUCAUCGACGGCCUUCGUGCUCUCCCUGCACAAAUUAAGAGUGUUCUCGAAAAUGACAAGAGCCUGCGGGAGCUUGCCAAUAGCCUCCUUGCAAACUCGCGUAGCUUGUUGCUGAUGGGCCGUGGAUAUCAGCACGCCACUUGCCUUGAGGGCGCCCUCAAGAUCAAAGAGAUUAGCUAUAUGCAUUCGGAGGGUAUCCUUGCAGGAGAGCUCAAGCACGGUCCCUUGGCGUUGAUCGACGAGAACAUGCCAGUCAUCAUCAUCAUGACCCAGGAUUCGCUAUACCCGAAGGUCCAGUCCGCCUUCGAACAGAUAACCGCUCGCAAAGCUCACCCCAUUGUGGUCUGCAAUGAGGGCGAUACCGGAAUCAAGGCUGGGGUGAAGACCAUUCGCGUUCCUCGCACUGUCGACUGCUUGCAAGGUCUCUUGAACAUUAUUCCCAUGCAGCUGUUGAGCUACCACUUGGCCAUCAAGAACGGGUUUGACGUCGACUUCCCGCGUAACUUGUGAGUUUCUGAGUUGUAUCUUGGUGUUCAAAGCUCACUUCGUCCUGCAGAGCCAAGUCGGUCACGACCGAGUAAAUGACCAGCCUUAACUUCAGAAGGCGACAUGCC
Molecule: messenger RNA, 2442 nt
Organism: Suillus bovinus
Lineage: Eukaryota; Fungi; Basidiomycota; Agaricomycetes; Boletales; Suillaceae
Exons: 6
Coding region: 266-2338 (690 amino acids)
Biological process (GO): fructose 6-phosphate metabolic process; UDP-N-acetylglucosamine metabolic process; protein N-linked glycosylation
Molecular function (GO): carbohydrate derivative binding; L-glutamine:D-fructose-6-phosphate transaminase (isomerizing) activity
Source: RefSeq, a predicted model, not a curated record